AUGGCCACUUUCUCCUCGACCCCCAUCGUCAUUGAUGGCAAGGGCCAUCUUCUGGGUCGGCUGGCUUCAAUUAUCUCGAAGCAGGUCCUCAACGGCCAGAAGAUUGUCGUUGUCCGGUGCGAGGAGAUCAACAUCUCGGGCAGCUUCUUCCGCAACAAGCUGCGGUACCACAACUUCCUUCACAAGCGCCACAUUGUGAACCCGAAGAAGUCUGGCCCCUUCCACCACCGCGCGCCCUCGAAGAUCCUCUACCGGGCCAUCCGCGGCAUGGUCCCGCACAAGACUGCACGCGGUGCGGCAGCUCUCGAGCGCCUCAAACUCUACGAGGGUGUUCCCCCCCCUUACGACCGCAAGAAGCGAAUGGUUGUCCCGGAGGCUCUGCGAGUCUUGCGAUUGAAGCCUGGCCGCAAGUACUGCACAGUCAAGCGUCUGUCUCACGAGGUUGGCUGGGGCUACAAGGACGUUGUUGACCGUCUGGAGGAGAAGAGGAAGAUCAAGGCUCAGGCCUUCCAUGAGCGCAAGCUCGCAGCGAUCAAGCUGCGUCAAAAAGCCGUCGCAGAUACCGCAUCAUCCUUCGAGAACCUCACUCAGCUCGGCUACUAG
This is a messenger RNA of Postia placenta MAD-698-R-SB12, 603 nucleotides long. RefSeq lists its product as hypothetical. Lineage: Eukaryota; Fungi; Basidiomycota; Agaricomycetes; Polyporales; Adustoporiaceae. Gene Ontology annotation, biological process: translation; negative regulation of translation. The transcript is spliced from 4 exons. Gene Ontology annotation, molecular function: mRNA binding; structural constituent of ribosome. The coding region runs from base 1 to 603 and encodes 200 amino acids. Gene Ontology annotation, cellular component: ribosome; cytosolic large ribosomal subunit. The record is from RefSeq and is a predicted model, not a curated record.